Messenger RNA from Centrocercus urophasianus (Greater sage-grouse), 3012 nucleotides. It is a transcript of the gene AASDHPPT, whose product is annotated as aminoadipate-semialdehyde dehydrogenase-phosphopantetheinyl transferase. The transcript has 6 exons. NCBI's taxonomy places the organism in Eukaryota, Metazoa, Chordata, Aves, Galliformes, Phasianidae. Gene Ontology annotation, cellular component: cytosol. The record is from RefSeq and is a predicted model, not a curated record. Bases 1 to 891 code for a protein of 296 amino acids. Gene Ontology annotation, molecular function: holo-[acyl-carrier-protein] synthase activity; magnesium ion binding.
AUGGGCGGUGUGCGCUGGGCUUUUCCCUGCGCCGCCUGGCGACCCCGUCGCGAGGAGUGGCUGCUGGCGGCGCGGCUGGUGCAGCCCGAGGAGAAGGAGCGCAUCGGCCGCUUUGUCUAUGCUCGCGAUUCCAAAGCCGCCUUGGCCGGUCGCCUGCUGAUGCGGAAACUAAUUGCAGAAAAGCUGUUCAUACCUUGGAAUGAAAUACACUUGCAAAGGACAUCGAAAGGAAAACCUUUCCUGGCAAACAACAUAUUCAGUGUAUGUUCAAAUUACAACUUCAACGUCUCUCAUCAAGGAGAUUAUGCAGUUCUUGCAGCUGAGCCUGGGCUUCAAGUUGGCAUUGAUAUAAUGAAGACUGAUUUACCAGGUAGUAGCUCAAUUCCAAAUUUCUUUCGUAUCAUGAAACGACAGUUUACUGAGACAGAGUGGCGUGUAAUCAAGUCUAUGAAUAAUGAGUGGAUGCAGCUGGAUAUGUUUCAUCGACAUUGGGCCCUAAAAGAAAGCUUCUUAAAGGCUAUUGGAGUUGGGAUUGGUUUUAACUUGCAAAGAAUUGAAUUUAAUGUGUCCCCAUUGCAAAUGGAAAUAGGGAAGGUGUAUAAAGAGACCCAGAUGCUGUUGGAUGGAGAAAAAGAGGAAGAGUGGACUUUUGAGGAAACACGGUUAGAUGACUAUCAUCACGUUGCAGUGGCUCUUGGGAAACAGGAGGGAUUUGGACAGCAACAUACUGAUGUAUCUUCCAUGCAGCCUCAUCAACCACAGUUUACAUUACUGACUUUUGAAGAUUUAGUUGCACCUGGAAUUCCAAUUACAUCUGAGGAUUCUGCAUAUUGGGAUAACUUUUGUUCUAAACAAGAGAGUCCAAUGAAACAGAGUUCAGAUUCAAGAUGAGAAUGCUUAGAAAGAAAGGAUCGUAAGAAUACAUGUAAAUAUGUAAAUAAAACUGUUCUCUCGUAUUUUAUGUAUUUUCCUUUAAGUCUGGUAUUCACCUUUUCAAACUUGACAUUUUUCUGUCAGUAUUUAAGAAGAUGUCGUGCUUCCUCGCUGAAGGAAUUCUGAGUGAAAAGUCUAAGCUGACCACAUGGAUUUUUGAUUCUCCAUGCCUUUCGCCUCAUAAUUUAGUAAUUACUCUUAGCAGUAACAGGAAGCAGAGCUUCGGUAAUGUUGUCAGUCAGCAAGAGCUUAACAAGUGGAAGUGUUUCUGUGUUUUGUUUGUGCUGGACUUAAUGUCAACUCUUAUCUUAAAAAAAAAAAAUCACAAUUUUAUACUGCAAUGAAGUGAAUAAAGGCAGAGGAAUUGGUAAAAGUCCUAUUGCUGCUACUGCAUGGCACAAGUGUUGAACAAGAUUUGAGGUUUAGUUGUGUAAAAACAAACUGAAAAAGUGUGAGUUGUGCUCUUGGAACUAAACCUGCGUAAAAUUAUUUUGAGGUGGAAACUUAACAUAAAAGUAUUGCAUAUCCUUGUCACUUAAAACCUUAAUUAAAGCUUUUUGUAUCUAAUAGAAGUUUUGAUGUUUUUACUUCCUUUUUGUGUUUUGUUGUUUUUUUGUUUGUUUUUUUUUUUACAUUGACUAAUAGGUGUUUGCCAUACAGUGGUUAUAUUUCCCAGGCUUGCACUUACAGGUUCACAACCCUAGAAACUAAGUCCUGUGGAGAAAACAAUACAAAAAAUUGUUUGUUUUUCUUCCUUUUUUUUUUUUUUUUUUUUUUUUUUUCUUCCCCCAACAUACCAAACAGAUUGAGUCUCAUACUCAAUGGAACAAUUUUCAUAGCUCUGAGGUGUUCAUUUCUGUCCUACAGUUGAACAUAACUCUUCUGUGAAUUUAGAUUUGUGCAAAAUUUGGCUACUCCUUUCUGACUAAAGGCAAAUGUAUUUGUUGUAAAGCUGUGCCAUAUUAUAAAGACAAAUACAAAAUUUAGAUAAGGAUGUAAGGUUUUGAGGUUUCACUGUAGAUAAUCUUGAAUUCAGAUAUGCUGAUAAACUUUUCUAGUUCUGCUAGUUUGGGUUAAUAAUUUUGUAUCCAUUUUAAUGAAUCUCUCAUUUUGCAUGCUAAUCAUGGUUUUUGUUUGGUGAGCUUUUUUCUUUUUUUCUGUAAAACCACAAAUCAUUGAUAGCUGUGAAUUUUCUCUCCAGACUCCACAGGGGUUAAAUUAGAUGUUCAGCAACUUCAAAUUUGAAAUUGUUGGAAAUAUAGAAUAAUUUAUAGAGGUAGAGUAAUUAGAAGUCAAGCAUUUCAGAUGGGAUUCAAAAGUGAAAUAUAACUUGCACUAAAUAACUGGAAUUCCAUGGAGAUCAGAAAAGGCUAUGCAGAGGGUAUGUGCCCACAUCAUUUCCUGCUAUGGGAUAUUUUUAACCACUUCAGUUGACUUAAUUUUAUUCUGUCCUAUCUGAAGUGUUCUAUAAUCCAGCUGUGCAAGCAUGUAAGGGUGUUUAAGAGCAGGGAUAACCAGAACUAUUGCCAAGCUGAAAGAAUGGACAUGGUUUUAGAAGCCCAGAGAAGAAGAAGGACUGUUUGAAAUAAGAGGGUCUGGAAAGAACUGAGCUUCACUACUGCCUGCUUGUUUACUGCUCCAGUUUGUGCCAGUCCUCACCAGUCCCUGAGGCUGCCAGCAGUUGCAGCUGUAUGAGACAGUUUAAAUUACCAUCUGGUUUCUAAAGGUCUAGACGGAAUCAUCCAUGAAGUUGCAGUUCUUCAUAGUAAUUUUUUCCUAUGUAUUUCAUUUAUACUGAGCUACUUGCAAUCUCUUCUCUUUUAACCUGAAGUAGGUUAAGAUUAGGUGAUGAUGGUGUCUUGUGAAAAGCCACUUGGGUCAGGUUGCUUUGUGUCAGUGCAAACUGACAGUUUUUACACUUGUAUUUAGCAGUGUGGAAAAGAGCAGCUGUGUAGCCGUGGAAUUUAUCUACAUGCUGCUAAAAGACCAUCUAGAUGCUCUGACAUCAGAAUGUUUUUCUGAACAUCUGUCUGUCACAAAUGCAGAUAUUAAAAUAAAUGUAGAUAUUAUGUCCAAGUA